GAUCACGUGAUACACGAAAUUAAACUUCCGUAAUGAACGAGUCAAUAACACCACCGCAGAAAUCAAGCUGAAUAAAAGAUGGAUGAACCUGCUAAAAAACUUCGCCAGGCCCUUGAGAAGUUCAUCACUCAUGUGGACGACUUGAUAGAAGAGGAAGAUCCCGCGGGAAACGGGUUUAACCGAGAGUACAGGGAACUGAGAGAGCUUGCUGCUCAUCACAAAGAACAGGACACAUUUCCUGCCAACUGGGGAAAACAGCCCUACAACACAAAGAAGAAUCGCUACAGAGAUAUUGUACCAUUUGAUGACAGUCGAGUUAUCCUUGAAGAAAUUGAAGGAGAGGAAGGUUCAGAUUACAUAAAUGCCAGCUACAUACUGAACAUCCACAAUAAUGACGCUUAUAUAGCAUCCCAGGGGCCCCUCCCCACCACGGUGGAUGAUUUUUGGAGGAUGAUUUGGGAGCAGAAGGUCCGAGUCAUAUUAAUGGCCUGUAAAGAAGUGGAAAUGGGCAAGAAAAAAUGUGCGAAGUAUUGGCCAUCCAGUAAGGAGGAGGAUGAACAAUAUGGAACCAUUAAUGUACAUUUGCAAGAGGAGUUUUGGUUGGCAGAUGACUGUGUGGAGAGAACGUUAGAGGUGAAGCGUGGUGGUCAGUCUGACCGUCGCAUUGUCACUCAGUUCCAGUACACUGGCUGGCCAGACCAUGGAAUUCCAGAUGAUAUUGAUGUCAUCCUGACCAUGAUCGCCAAAAUGAGAGAAAUCCGUUCCCAUGACAAAAACUUUGCACCUGUUGUUGUACAUUGCAGUGCGGGAUGUGGGAGAACGGGAACUAUCUGUGCUGUAGAUUACGCGUGGGAUGUUCUAAAAUGUGGGAGGUUAGACUGUGAUUUUGAUUUGAAUGAAAUUGUGAAGAAAAUGAGAGAGCAGAGGCAAUCCAUGAUCCAGACACCAGACCAGUAUGAGAUGGCCCACCGCUGUGUCAGGGAACUAUUUCAGCAGCACAUUGAGGCACUGGAUGGCAAUAUUUACGCCAACUUUGAACCACAGCCUGGACACGAUGAGUAUUAUAAUGUGGAGCUAGAUGGCCACACAGAUCCGAAUAGGGAGGUGGACCCUUAUGAAAUGGUUGGAAUGAACCAGAAUCAAGCUGCCUUUACAGUCAGUGAGUCACCCAGACCAUCAAACGUAGUAUCCAUUUUAGAAAGGGACGCCUUACAGACAGUAGACAUGUACUCAACACCAGAAGCUUUUGAAGAGGCACUGCAGGACCUAAAGAAAGCUGCAGAGUCUGCACCUCGGAGGACCUCCUAUCCAAAACCAGAACUUAAACCCAAACCAGUGUUUAUACCAGAAUCAAAAGAAGGGGUCACCCCAACUGGGUAUGAAAACAUUUGUGAUGAUGGAAAAUAUGAAAACAUGAACAAAUCAGACCAUCUUACAUUCCACCAUGAAGAAAAAAGUCCCAAAAUUCCUAGAAAAGACAAACCAGUUCUAAUUCCUAAACCGGAAGAACCUUUAAAGACUGUUGGUUCAGGUCCCGUUUUUGUAGAUUCUAGGAAAUCUGGACCUCAAUUUGCUAAUAAUAAACCAUCUGGCCCAGUAUUUCACCAGUCCCUUACCUCCAAAACAGGCCCUCAGUUUGAGGUGUCUUCCAACAAUGGUAAUUCUUUUCCACCACCAGUUAGUUCUAGGGCAGUUCCCCAGUUUGAAUCCCCCGCCAACAGAAAAUCUGAUCAUCAAGAAUCCAAUCAUGCUAAAUCAGGGCCUCAAAUUUCACAGCAGCCCAUGGGGCCAGUGUUUGAUAGUUCUGAUCCCAGCAAACCUAAAGUCACUCACAGACAAACAAGCUCAGGACCCAAAAACAAGACUGUGAUAACAGUUAGCAGUAAUCCCAGAAUUUCUUACGUUAAUAAUGAAAUAAUGGAAGGAAAAACCAAAAGUGCUGUUAAUCCUUCACGAAACUCAAAUGGCUUACCACUAGCAAAUGAUGAAUUAUAUGAUAAAGCCAAACCUGUCCCUGAUAGUCCCACAAGGAGUUCUCAAGAACCUGCUGUAUAUUCUCAAGUCAACAAAACAGACACAUUUUCUAGAAGUUUUGGACCAACUAUGAAUCGUUUUGAAAGUACGUAUGAGACAAUCACAGGCGAGAGUUACUCGAAAAGAAGCAGCGACUCUAAGAUCGGGGCAUCGAUGAAAAGUAAUAUUUAUUCAGAGGUAGACCCUAGAAGUAUGGACUCCAGCAGUGCCCCGCCCAUUCCAAACAGGGGUUACAAAGAAGACGAACCAAAGGCCCAGCUACCCUCUCAUACCAUUCACGGACUCACUACAUUAGAGAGGAAAUCUGUGAAGUACAAUGAAAAAGUUACAUACACAACCCAAUCAAAUGAUGCACACUAUGUUGAAAUAGACAUGGAUUAUAAUGUCCUCACCAAGAGAGCUGGACUUUUUAAAGGUAACAACGCUUUAUCCAACCUGAAGCACAAUAUUAAAGAUAAGCUGAACAUAGGGAGUAACACUGAAGAACUGCAUGUUAUACCUACAAACGUGGUGAAGAAUAGGAUCCGCACUUGGGGACAGAUACCAGUCACAUCCCAGGGUUUAACACAAGACUCGACAAAAAGCCUGGUGGACCAAAAGAAAAGCCAAAUUUUUGGAAGAAAAUCCUAAAAUGAAUACUUCAUCAAGUCUUUCAUUAAAUCAUAACAUAUCUUAAUUAAACCAUUAUUUUUGUACUUUUAUAUAUAUAUUUCUGAAAUUGAGUUUGUAUUGUUAUAAACCAUUGUUCAUGGAUUGCGGAAGUUGCAUUGUGUAAAAAGUAAAAAUAUUUUGAAUCAAUUAUACAAAUAUUAAUUUGCCAUGACAAUUUAAAACAUAUGUAAAGGCACUCUUAGUAAAAUUUUAAUCAAAUGAGUAUCUUCAGCAAACAUUUUUAGCUUGGAUCGAAGGGUACUUCAAAAAUCUCCAUUUUGAUUAAUGUUCAUUUUAUGCAAUCUUGCUGUUUUUCUUAUUUCAGAAAAGAGUAUUUAAAAAGUAAUUAAUAUUGUGUAAGGUAGAUCAGAUAACUAUGAAAUAUUGCUUAGGAUUUUUUUUUUUUAUAGAUGAAGGGUUUAUUUGGAUUUUGUAUUCAGUUGCUUUAACUAUUUAGACAAACAGCUCCCAUUGUUGAAAAUCAUUAUUGGAUUCAUAUAUAUAGUUUGCUGAAGAAAUAGAUAUAUUAACAGAUAAGUACUUGAAGCUGAUUUUACAAUAUUGAGACGGACUUUGGUUGUACUGUACGUACCAAGAGGAGGGCUCAGUUGUACCAGCAAUUUGAUUAUACAAGGAAGAUGUGUAGAUAAUUUAUUUACUUUGUUAUGAAAUACACACCCCAAUAAAAGUGUAAAGUGUAAAUUUUUGCUUGUCAUCAAAUUUACAUCCAAAUAGAUUAAGUGCACAUUUAUGCUUUACAGAUAUAUAGCUUAAACUUCUUUACAUAAAGGUGGAACGUCAUUUAUUGUAAGGAAGAAGAACAUAUCCAGUAUUUACAACAUUGUACAAUUUCCAGUAUCUGGACUUGAAAAGGCUUAACUUAUAAUUUUGAAAUUGUUAAUAAAAAUGAACAAUGAAAAAAUGGUAUGAAUAGAAAAUUUUAAUUCAUAAUUCAUUACUGGAAAUUUUAAUUCAUAAUUCAUUACUGGAAAUCCAGGUCUUCAAGGGGGGUGAUUCUGAAUUAAAGCUAUGAAAAAAGUAGAUGUGCUUGCAGCCUGUACAAAUUCACACUAUUUAUAUUGAUUGUAAUUUAUACAAAAAAGCCUUGUUAUAAUUUAUAUGUUUUAUAUACAUCUGUUUCUUAUUUAAAUAAAUAUUGCACCUGA
Molecule: messenger RNA, 3851 nt
Organism: Saccostrea echinata
Lineage: Eukaryota; Metazoa; Mollusca; Bivalvia; Ostreida; Ostreidae
Product: tyrosine-protein phosphatase non-receptor type 12-like
Exons: 21
Coding region: 79-2664 (861 amino acids)
Biological process (GO): peptidyl-tyrosine dephosphorylation
Cellular component (GO): cytoplasm; nucleus
Molecular function (GO): non-membrane spanning protein tyrosine phosphatase activity
Source: RefSeq, a predicted model, not a curated record